UCAAAAUAUAUUUUUUUAGGUUAUAUAUUUCAAGCUCAGAAAUAUUUUUAUAUAACAUGGUAUAAAUAUCUCUAUAAUGAAUAUUACAAGAUUUGUUAGCAUGUCCUCUGUUAGGCGGAACGUUCUGUUCCAAUCAAAUAAUAGGGUUAAAACGUGUUGCAGUGUAGAAAAAUAUAUAUUCGAACAAAAAGUAUUAACAAAUUUGCAAUUAAGACAUGUGUCCACUUAUGAGGUUAAAAGUGUUCAAAAAGAGGGUCUAAUGAAGAAAGUUCUAAAUAAAAUUCCUUUCUUCGAUUUCAAUAAGCUUAGAGUCUCAGCAACGGCAUACUUGUUGUACGAAGGUAUUGCCGAUCAAAUCAAUUAUGCUGCCAUUUUUGAAGAAUUGGAUUUACCCGAUACCUUUUAUUCUUGGUUUGUUAUAACCGAACUAUACAUUUGGAUGCUCUCUGUUAGAGCUAUGGCAGAAGAAACAGACGGAAGGCACCUUAGAAAUGGACUUGUGGAAGCAUUGUGGUUAGAUGUUGCCCAAAGAGUUAAAAAACUUGGUGUUGGCAGUAGUUCUUUAAUGAAAGAACAAGUAUUUGAAUUGUCGGAACAGUUACAAGCUGCUCUCUUGUCUUACGAUGAGGGUCUUCAAGGAGAUGAUAUUGUUUUAGCGGGUGCUUUAUGGAGAAGAUUUUAUCAGUUAGGAGUCGUAAACCCAGAAAAUUUAGUGACAUUAGUAAAAUAUAUUAGGAAACAGAUUGCUUUACUAGAUAAUAUGUCAAAAGAUCAAAUUCUCACAGAAAAGGCUAUACGAUGGGAACCUUUACAUAAAUAGUGUACCUAGUAAAUAAGUUAAGUAGAAUAUUUAGAAAUAUUUUGUAAAAAAAUAUGUAUAUUAAUUAUUUAAUUGCAAAAUGUAUCAUUUUGCAUAAACACGAUUAAGACACACGUAAUUUAUUGUAAAUAGAAUUUUUUGAAGACAAGGUAGUUUUUUUAUGUCAUAGUGUUACAUGCAUAUUUUUUGAAAGAAAAAAAGUCUAAAUAAUGCAUAAAAUUCAUUUAAUGUGGAAAACCAUAUUAAUGCAAACUUAAUCUUUCUUUUGGUAAUUUCUUCAGUAAAAAUAGGUUCCUAAUUGGCUUUGAAGACAUGCUAUAAGUUUUUUAUUAUCAUGGACAAGAAAAGAAGUGUGAUUUUGCUAUCUAAUAUCAAUACUUUUAGCAAUUAAUCUUAGUCGCUGUAGUUUUUCACUAUUAUCGUAGUAUUCUAAUU
Anoplophora glabripennis (Asian longhorned beetle) is the source of this 1255-nucleotide messenger RNA. RefSeq names its product ubiquinol-cytochrome-c reductase complex assembly factor 1 (gene Uqcc1). Gene Ontology annotation, biological process: mitochondrial respiratory chain complex III assembly. Bases 77 to 820 code for a protein of 247 amino acids. The record is from RefSeq and is a predicted model, not a curated record. Gene Ontology annotation, cellular component: mitochondrion. NCBI's taxonomy places the organism in Eukaryota, Metazoa, Arthropoda, Insecta, Coleoptera, Cerambycidae. The transcript is spliced from 5 exons.